Molecule: messenger RNA, 1052 nt
Organism: Striga asiatica
Lineage: Eukaryota; Viridiplantae; Streptophyta; Magnoliopsida; Lamiales; Orobanchaceae
Source: the annotation of a GenBank genome assembly
AAAAAAUUUAUGGUUUAAAAAAAAAGUAAAAUAUGAAUAUUUGUAGAGUAAAAACGUGGGGUUUGGGGAUGAAUAAAAAGUUAAAACACCAAAACCCUAGACGCCACACUUAUAACUCUCCAUAAGCUUCUGCUGUCAAACCAAAGCUCAGUGUAGCGGCGACAACAAUGGGUGCCUACACAUAUGUGUCGGAGUUAUGGAAGAAGAAACAAUCCGAUGUGAUGCGGUUUCUGCAAAGAGUCCGCUGCUGGGAGUACCGUCAGCUUCCAGCUGUUGUACGUGUCACCCGCCCGACCCGGCCCGACAAGGCUCGCCGCCUCGGAUACAAGGCCAAGCAGGGUUAUGUGGUGUACCGUGUGCGUGUUAGACGUGGUGGGAGGAAGAGGCCCGUACCCAAGGGUAUUGUGUAUGGAAAGCCCACUAACCAGGGUGUUACCCAGCUAAAAUUCCAACGCAGUAAGCGUUCGGUUGCUGAGGAACGUGCUGGACGAAAACUUGGUGGGCUGAGGGUUCUCAACUCUUACUGGAUUAAUGAGGACUCUACUUACAAGUACUUUGAAGUUAUCCUGGUUGACACGGCCCACACUACUAUCCGCAAUGACCCAAGGAUCAAUUGGCUCUGCAAUCCGGUCCACAAGCACAGGGAGCUUCGUGGGCUGACCUCUGCUGGAAAGAAAUACAGAGGCCUCAGGGGAAGAGGCCACCUGCACCACAAAGCCCGUAGUCUCACUUUGAUCUCCUUUCAGUCGUCAAUUGCACGUUGGAUGAAAGAGAAUUCUACUACUCAGUGGGUGGAUGAUUCAGCAUCUUCAGUGCUUAUUUGUAUGCUUUAUAAGUUUAGGGUCUUGCUGUUUCAGUUUAAGCUAUCGACUAAAGCUGUAAACUCUCAUACACAAGGAAAGAAGGCAACCACUGGCUAUGUCAUUUUUCUUGGCUCAAAUGUCAUCUCGACUUUUAAUAAAGAUGCUCUGCUUAUCCUAAGCUUCAUAGAUAUUGUCCUAACACGUUUUAGCAUGCAGAAUUCCAAGGAGAGCAAAGUGAGACUAACAUAA